AUGCCGCCAGCUGUUGAAACGUCAGUGAGUGGUAGCAUUAAACAACACCAUGGAGAAAUUAUUUAUGAAUCCAAUGGUUUUAUUAAGAAAAUGAAUAGAAAGGAUAGUCAAUUGAACCAGCGUAUUCUUAAUACUUAUACUGGUAUGUGGCAAGAGGAUAAAAAAGAUUUUUCUAAUAAAGAAGAAACCACACAAUUAAGACGCGAUAAUGCCCAAAAAAUGACAAACGCGUUCUAUGAUAUUGGUGAUACUUUUGAUCAAUCUAUUAAACGUCACGAACUAUAUCUGCCUUUAAAAUUAGGAAUGGAUGAUAAACACAAAACUCUAGAUGUUGGUUGUGGCGUUGGAGGCCCGCUACGCGAAAUUGUCAGACUGUCUGGUGCUCAUGUCACGGGAAUUAAUAAUAAUGCAUAUCAGAUCGAGAGAUGCAAAGCUUAUUCAAAGAAACUUGGAAUAGAAAACAAAACCAACUUUAUUAAAGGGGACUUCACUAAAAUUCCACGUGAAUUGGAUGGUAAAUUCGAUUCUGCUUACGCAAUUGAGGCUACAUUACAUGCUCCCACCCUUGAAUUGGCUUAUUCCGAGAUUUUUCGUGCUCUGAAACCUGGAGGUUGCUUUGCAACUUAUGAAUGGGUUACAACACCUAAAUAUGAUGAAAAUGAUCCCGAACAUAGACGAAUCAUUCACGGGAUCGAGGAGGGUAAUUCGAUUCCAUCAUUAAGUUCUUAUAAACAAGCUCUUGAAGCCGCGACAAAUGUUGGCUUUGAAGUGCUCGAAUACGAAGAUAUGGCUACCUUAAAAGAUUAUCAUGUUCCAUGGUAUUUGACUUUAAAAGGAAACUUUUCUUUGAAUGGAUUUAGGAUGACUCGAAUAGGAAGAUGGGCAACCCAUAAAUUAGUUUAUCUUCUUGAGUGUUUCCGCAUUGUUGCCUCUGGUUCAGCUGAUGUUGCAAUCAUCCUUAAUAACACUGCUGAUGCCUUAGUUGAAGGAGGAGAAUUAGAAAUUUUCACUCCAAUGUUUUUUAUUUUACUUAAAAAGCCUUCAGUAUCCCAAUGA
Funneliformis geosporum is the source of this 1056-nucleotide messenger RNA. The record is from the annotation of a GenBank genome assembly. NCBI's taxonomy places the organism in Eukaryota, Fungi, Glomeromycota, Glomeromycetes, Glomerales, Glomeraceae.